Gasterosteus aculeatus aculeatus (three-spined stickleback) is the source of this 6514-nucleotide messenger RNA. Lineage: Eukaryota; Metazoa; Chordata; Actinopteri; Perciformes; Gasterosteidae. The record is from RefSeq and is a predicted model, not a curated record.
AGGUUCUCCCUGUCAGUGACUCAGCUUCUCCUCCAGCAGCAUCAGUGCUUUCCUGGGAUUGGAGUGAAUCAAAGGCUCCCACACUGCUGGAGCAUCCAGACAUUGUUUUAGGGUUACUAUUUGGCUAAGAGUGGCAUCCUCAUUGUCCCCUCUGUCAACGUUUGGGUGGAGGAGAGACUCCACAUGAAGGAAACUCAAAGAAGAAAGGACUAGGAGAGAAAAGAGGAGGACAACCCCCUCUCACGGGAGAAAACUGGAUACGGAGCAAUCGGAGGAGAGGAAGGGUGAGGAGAAGAGGCGUGGCAGAGGAGAGGGAGGCAGCGUAGAGCGGGGGGAUGCGACCCACACCCUGAGAUGCUGGCCUGGCUGAGAGAAGACGAGAUGUCGGUCCAGGACCUGCUGCACAGGCUGCAGUGUGUCAUCACUCAUAUCGAGGAGGGCUCGUCCCGCAGCGCGCAGAGGGAACACACAGCCACCAGGACCGGACCGAAGUGUCACCUGUGUGUUUCGUUGCUGUGGCCGUCGGGCUGGACGCUGGCGUCCCUGCGGCUCGGCCCCUCCUCUUGGCGUGGAUUGUUUUCGAGCAGCAGCAUGGGAUCAGUGAUGUAUGAGAUAAUGCAGCAGGAGAUCAGGCCCCUGCUGGCUGAGGACAUCAUAGAGCAGCUGCAUCUCCAGUUUGCCUCGCUCUCAGGAGGAAGAGGGACAGAUGGUGCCCCCAUCAUCAUCUUCCCAGAGUUCUCCGGCUUCAGCGAAGUGCCAGAAGACGACUUCCUCAAUGUUGUUACCUACUUGACCAGCAUACCCAGUUUGGAUGCUGCCAGUAUCGGCUUCAUCAUCAUCAUCGACCGACGGAAGGACAAAUGGAGCUCCGUGAAGGCCUCUCUAUCCAGGAUUGCUGGGGCGUUUCCAGGAAACCUGCAGCUGGUGUUGGUGCUGCGGCCAUCCAGGUUCUUCCAGAGGGCAAUAGCUGACAUUGGAAUAAAGCUGCACAAAGAUGACUUCAAAAUGAAGGUACCGAUUGUGAUGCUGAACUCCCUGUCGGACCUGCACGGUUACGUGGACAAAGGCCAGCUGACCCGGGAGCUAGGAGGAAACUUGGAGUACUGUCACAGUCAGUGGAUACACCACCGAACUGCCAUAGAAAACUUUGCCAUGACAGUGAAAACCACAGCCCAGAUGCUAGAGAAGUUCGGAACAGACCUGGCUGAGACGGAGCUGCCCAAUGACGUCCAGUGCACCAAAGACCUGCUCACCGCACACACGGACAAACACGGCCAGCUCAAGGAUGAACUGAAGCUGGCUUUAAAGCAGGGCACCACCUUGUUAGGGUGGAUCAAGGAACAGGCAGCCAGGUCGGAGAACCACCAACUCAACACAGACGAGAUGGAGAACCAGACCACGGUGGAGAGGUUGCUGGCCCAGCUGGAUGAGACGGAGAACGCCUUUGAACACUUCUGGUGUAAACACCAUCUGAAGCUGGAGCAGUGCCUGCAGCUACGCCACUUUGAACAGGACUUCAGAGAGGUCAAAGUGUCUCUCGACAGUUUGAUGGACAUUCUUACCAGCCUAUCAGAUAUCGGGGAUUGUGUUGCCAGAGUGGAACAUCUGCUGAAGGAACUGAAAGCACUGGAGGAGAAGGCUCUGCCCACACUGGAAAAGGCCCAGCUCCACGCGCUGCACGGGGACCAGCUGAUCCAGAGCAACCACUACGCCGUGGACUCUAUUCGACCCAAAUGUGUGGAGCUCCGGCGGGUCUGUGACGACUUCAGCAACGAGGCCAAGAAGAAGACGGACCUUUUGUCCAAAUCCCUGCAGAUUCACAUGGGCAUCGAAAAGGUUAACCAGUGGUGUGAGUCUGGCAUAUACCUGCUGGCCUCCCAGGCUGUGGAUAAGUGCCAGUCCCAGGAAGGGGCGGAGUUAGCACUGACUGACAUCCAACACUUCCUGGAGUCUGCAGAAAAGAACCAGCUGACUGAACUCAGGAACCUCCAAAACAAGUAUGAGGUGGUCCUGUCCGAUGAUAUCAAGGCCAAUGUUCUGAAGGCACUGCAGCGCCUAGAGGACGUCCAAGAGAUGUUUGAGAAGCGGCAUGUCAGCCUGAAGAGGCUGUCAGCUAAACAGACGAGACCUGUCCAGCCAGUGGCCCCACGGCCCGAGUCCUCACCUAAACGUCCCUCACCGAAGAACCCUCCAAGAACAACAGGGAAUCAGCAGCUUCUGGCUCGCAGAGCGGCUGAUAACUCACACAGUGGCAGGCAGCCGCUGGAGGCUGAUCCCAGCAAGAAGAGGAUCACUCGCAAGGCCAAAGGAGGAAUCAAGAUUGAGGUUAUGCAUGAGGAAAGCCAAGGAGGCUCCACCCAUGCCAUUGUGACCAAUGAGACCGAGGAGAGUCUAUCCAACAGACGCAGACACAUCAUGACUGAGCUCAUUGAAACAGAGAGGCUGUAUGUGGAGGAACUGCAAAGUAUCAUGGAGGGUUAUUUUGCAGCGUUGGAUAACUCAGAGCUCAUCCACCUCAUCCCCCCGUCCCUGGACAACCAAAGGGAUGUGCUGUUUGGCAACCUGCCAGAGAUUUAUGAAUUCCAUAAUAGGACAUUUGUGAGGGAGCUGGAGAACUGUGCAGACAAACCAGAGCUGGUGGGAACUUGUUUUCUGAAGAGGAAGGAAGAGCUGCAGGUGUAUGAGAAGUACUGUCAGAACAAACCCCGCUCUGAAGUCCUCUGGAGACAGUGUGGAGACAGCCUCUUUUUUCAGGAAUGCCAGAAGAAACUGGACCACAAACUGUCUCUGGAUGCCUACCUGCUGAAGCCUGUGCAGAGGAUCACCAAAUACCAACUCAUGCUCAAGGAGAUGUUAAAGUGCAGUAAGGGUGAGGGCACGGUUGAGUUGGAGGAGGCUUUAUCCACCAUGCUGGACAUCAUCAAGUCUGUCAACGACUCUAUGCACCAGAUAGCCAUCACUGGCUUUGAGGGGAACCUAAGUGAACUGGGGAAGCUGCUGAUGCAGGGAUCCUUUAAUGUGUGGACUGACCACAAGAAAGGCCACAGCAAGGUGAAGGACUUGGCCAGGUUUAAGCCAAUGCAGAGGCAUCUGUUCCUGUAUGACAAGACAAUGCUGUUCUGUAAGAAACGAGAGGAGACCACAGAUGGACAUGAGAAGACCCCAUCCUACAGCUUCAAACACUCGCUCAAGAUGAGCUCUGUGGGGAUCACAGAGAACGUCAAAGGUGACAUCAAGAAGUUUGAGGUGUGGUACAACGGCAGAGAGGAGGUUUACAUUAUCCAGGCUCCUUCCAUGGACGUGAAAAAUAUGUGGGUGUCAGAGAUUCGAAAAGUUCUUACAGGCCAGCUAGAGGCCUGCAGAGAAGCCAGCCAGCUCAACAUCUACGGGGCCCCCGUAAGGAAUGUGCGUAAGAUGGCGCUGAGACAAUCCAAUUCAUCAAGUCCAGAGUCAGGCUUCAAAAGAACCGACCCCAGCCCCAAUAUGAGGCACAAGAGAGUCGAUGCUUCAGCCGGCCAAUCAGGCCACUUGGCUGCUAACGCUAGGAAACGCUUCACCUUGCAGGGGUUUUCCAACAGGAGGUCUCUUCCAGCAGAGCCGGCCGCUAAGGAGGCAGUGGUCACCCGCCGCUUUUCUCUCGCCUCCUCUCUCACCUCCUCUUCCUCCUCCUCCUCCUCCUUCGCCACACGACGCACAAAAGGUCCCCUGUCUGCUAGCAUAAAGAGCAAGAGACAUGAGAUUAAGAGCGAUCCCACUCCAUUUGGCUAUGAAGACACUUUACGCGGUGCUAUGGCUGCAGUCAGGAAGCGUCAGAGCGGGACUGCUGGCGGCCCCCCAGCUGUCCCUAGAUCCACCUCACAACCAGGCUGGGCCCAGAAACGGCUCCCUUCCAUGGACGCAGACGACUUUGAGACGAUCCCCUCCAGUGCAGAGGAGUCCUCCAACUCGUCAGAAGAGGAAGGCAGCAAUAAAACCGGGGGCAGGGGCCGUUUCCGGGUGCAGCUGACCUAUGAGUCUCGUGAAGGCCGGGACCUUUCUCUGGAGGAUGGCCACCUGGUCCAGUUUGUGGAGGAAGUGGAGAGCGGACACUGAUACAUUCAGUGAUUUGUACAGCAGCGAUCUCUGACUGGGACGACAACAGAGCCAGUACUCAGGACAGCAGAUGAACACGGCUCAUUAGUUCAAUUCAUCACGUUGGACAACAAAUAUCUUUGUUGGAUCACAAAGAUACAUUUUCAACUGUAAUUUCCUCAACUGGAAUAUCUACUUUGAAGUUUUCAUCAGGACUACAGGCCCGCUUUUGUUUUCAGCUGUAGAGUUUGAUAACUGACACAUUGAAUCCUCUGGACCUUCAGGCAGAUUGUGAGGAGACAUACAGUGUAAGACCUUUGAUUCAAGGGAGCGCCAACUCCUUGGUCCUUGGAGCAAUAAAGACUGCAUGCACAGUGUCAUGAGUGGACAAUCAACCUUUCACCCAAUGAACUUAGAAUAUGUACUGUAGAAGAUGCAAUCCAGAUUGACAUAAUCCCUGUUCUUGGAAAGUUGUGCAGUUCCCUGAGGAAGGGAUGCAUUCCAUGUGCUGGUGGCGAGCCGGCAUUGGCAACUGGCUCGGUUUGGUUGCUGCGCUGUGCUGAAGUAGAACUCGUUGACUCUUCUGCUUACUGAGGAACCUCCUCGUUUUCUCACUGGCCUUUUUUGGCCCCACGUGGCAUAAUUACAUCAGUUUGGAAGCACAAUCAACAUGCCCGUUAUCACAACCUGUAGACUGUAAACUUUUGAGAGACACAUCUGGGUGUAUUUUAUCACUAUUCAGCUUGGAUACACCGACCAACUUCCCGCUGUGUCAGAAACAAGGCUGUUGUCUUAAAAAACCUUUAUGCAGGACAUAAAACCCCCAAAAAGAUUCAAAAGAAGUUUGUAAUGUAGUUUGUGAGUAUAGUUAUAGUGAGUUUGUACUGUAGUUUGGUUACAUUUAUUUGACAUGUCAUCACAAGCCACCCUUCUUCAUAUUACACAUAACCCUUUGACUCAUUGUUCAUUCAGAAUUUAAAGAUGGGUGCAGCUUUAAAAGAAAGAGGGUAUGUCAGGGGUGCAACAAUUUAGAAAAUCCAAUGAUGGCUAUUGCCAGCUGACAUAUUUUCCAAUCGGGAAUUAUUUGAGAAAUGAAUUACAUUGUGUUUGUCCAUUAUACAUAUACUGUGCAUAGCAGAGAGGAGAAGCUGAAUGGCUUCUUAUGGAAAUCAGGCAUUACUGUUCUUUUGAUGAAUUGGCUGGUGGCUUUUAUUGAAUCCCUGUGCAUUGUGCUAUUUCGACUCAUUUCUACAUAAUGGGAUUUUUAAUAGCAAGCUUUCUGAGAACAUGUCACACUAUUUGCAUACCAGCUGCUACGGUAUCUCCAGGCGGCACAUAUUCAGGCAUUGGGUUUCUGAUUUGUGUGCAUGUAAAUCCCUCAUGUACAAUAACUCUAUCCAAGCAAUCAGAGAACUGGAUAUGAGUAUCUCAUUUUCACCGCCUCGGACUAGCAGUGUUCAGCUGCAGACUCAUACUUAACACCAGAGGGGCUGUAGAAUCUGAGCACCGACUUGUUUUUCCAUCAGUUUUGUUGCACACCAGUAGUUUUGCAGAGAUCAGCUUCUGACCGCAUCCACUGAGCAUUGCCCCAGUAAGUCAGGUGGCUGAAAAGCAGCAGAGCAAAGUCAGGGAACUGGCUAUUUGCUGCAUGGGAUUUUUCAGCGGAGCAUUUAUUAGUAAGCCGCACUGUUUCCUGUCAUCAGCUGUGUGUGUUUCCCUUUCUCAGAGAGUAUAAUAGCGCCGUAUACUGAGGGUUCAUUCAAGGACCACAACUCCUGUGGACAAAUCUGUAAAUGGAACGUCACGUCACAGGAGCUCAUUAUAUUUAUUCUUUAACUUGUUAUGAACGGAAAGAGAAAAAAGGAUAUCAAAGGCCUGAAUAUUCACCUGUAAAGAAAAUACAUGAUGACAGAAUACAUGUCAAAGUGUAAUGCUGAGUUACUCUGUGAGAAAACUACAGUAAAUAACUGGGACCAUUCUUUUAAAAUAAGAGCUCUGAUAAGCACUUGGGAUGUAUCGACAAAGAAUAGAAGGAUGAUCGAUAUAUAGAUGGGCAUAUGAACAUGUAGAUAUUUGGGAUGUAAAUGGUUUACCAACUGUAGCAGAAGGCGGAACUCUAUUUAACGUCACAUGCAUUAAUAUUAGUCUGACUGCUGUGCAUUUUGUUCAUCCUAUCCGUGAUAAAAAAUACUGUACUUUUGUAAAUAAAUAUAUUUAUAUUUUACUACAUUCUGCUGUCAGCCUAUUACAGAAUGUAGUCUGUAUACUGUCAAAUCUGUCACUAUAAUGUACAUACCAAUGUAUUAUUAAGCAUUUACAAUAUUCAUUUUGUCACCUUCUUUUUUGUAUUUUAGACCCUGUUUCCGAACUUAACAAUGCAUGCAAAACUGAGAUUUGAUACAGAGGUGCUUGAUUUAAAAUAAAGGACCCAUUUAUUAAAGAC